AUGGCAAAAAUUAAUGUUGGAAUCAAAUUUCGUCCAAACUUAUCAAGUGAAGUUGAGAAGCAAGAUAAGUGGAUUGUUGAUGGAAAAACGAUCAAGUCUGUUGAUAACAAGCAUACAUUACAAUUUGAACACGUCUUUGGAUCCACGGCUGUUACUGAAGAGGUUUACGACGCCUUAGCAAAACCAAUCGUCAAGAAAGCGUUCAAAGGAUAUAAUGGAACCAUUUUCGCUUAUGGGCAAACUUCAAGCGGAAAAACUCACACCAUGAUUGGAAAGAAUAAAAUGCCUGGAAUCAUCCCAUUGGCAGUUCGUGACAUCUUUCAUGAAAUCAACGAAACUAAGGAUCGAGAAUUCGUCGUGAAAAUCGGCUACAUUGAGAUUUAUAACGACAAAGUUUAUGAUCUCUUUGAAGACGGUAAAACGGAACUUUCCAUUUUCGAAUCCAAUGGACACGUCUUGGUAAAUCAGAAGGAGUAUGUGGCUGCAUCCGAAAAGGAAGUUUUGAAAAAAUUUAAAAUGAAUAACAAAUGCAAGAGAAUGACUGGAACAAGCACCAACGAAAAUUCAAGUCGAUCGCAUACAAUUUUCCGAAUAACGAUCAAAUCGCAGAAAAAGGAUGACGCUGAGGAUUCACGCAAUUCGAAUCUAUUCUUAGUGGAUUUGGCUGGAAGUGAAAAACCAGAUGCGUCAGUAGCAACAACAUUUAAUGAAGGCCUGCACAUCAACCAAAGUCUUCUUGUUCUUGGGAAAAUCAUCCGAGAACUAGCGAAGAAAAAUUCGAGUUUGAAGCGCGUCAACUUUCGUGAAUGCAAGCUAGCAAGGAUUCUUUCACCAGCACUGGGUGGGAACUCUUAUACUUCGGUGAUUUGCAAUGUUGCUUCAACAGUUCUUGAUGAAACAUACUACACACUUUGCUUCGCUCAAAGUGCAGAGAAAGCUAAAACAGUUCCGAAGUUUAAUCUUGCUAACAGUACAGAACGUGAGUUUAGUCUGCUGAGGUUUUCAACAUCUUCAUCUUCGUCAUCUGAGGCAUCAGGAAAUGUAAAUAUUAGUUUAAAACGAAAAUUACCAUUCAGUCCAUUAACAGUAUCGGGGAGUCCUUCACGUAUCCCGAAGAGAAUAAAACCUAAAUUAUCUGAUGAGAUGAAUGAUCAUUUGAAGCAAUUAAAAUUGUCUGAAAGUAGCAACGGUGAAGAAAAAGAAGACUAUGAAGCGAUGAUUAAAGAGAAGGACAAUAUCAUCAGGAAUUUACAAGAAGAAACACGCGAGCUUAAGGCUGAAAUUUUUCAGAUGCGAGGUGAAAUCAAAGGAAACAACGAGCUUUUGAUAGAGAGACAACAAGAAAAUGACGAGUCAGAAAAGAAAAUCGCCGACUUCAACGAAGAAGUCAAACUUUACUCUGCUGCCAUUCGUGAUUUUCAAGUUACGAUUCAAGAUUUUGAGAAACGAAUGUUGGAAGCGAUUGAGAAAAAUAACAAAAUGAGAGCAAAUUUUGAUAAAAAAUUUAAAGAAUGCAAUGCCAUUAUUGAUGAAAAAGAUGCGGAAAUUAUGGAAAUGUACAAAGAAUUGGCGACUCAGAAUAUCUUGAUGAAAGAUAAGACAAACAUCGAACUGAGAAACUAUUUGAAAUUCGAACGAAGUCAUAAACUUCGAUACACAUCAACAAGAAACCAAUUCAACACAUUAAUGGAUCAAUUGGAGAGUAAAAGUGUAACAAUCAAAGAGAAAAACGACGAAAUUAAAAGGCUUCAAAAUCAGUUGAGGAAUUAUGAACCAAUGAAUCGUGGCAACCAAGGUGGCAAUGAUGAAAACUAA
Clunio marinus is the source of this 1815-nucleotide messenger RNA. The record is from the annotation of a GenBank genome assembly. NCBI's taxonomy places the organism in Eukaryota, Metazoa, Arthropoda, Insecta, Diptera, Chironomidae.